UUGGUGGGGGGGGGGGGGGGGGUAGUUGGAGUGCGGGUGCCAUGGACGAGUUCCAGUCGGGGGAGGAGACUGCUUUUGUGGUGGAUGAAGUGAGUAACAUCAUUAAAGAGGCCAUAGAAGGCGCAAUAGGUGGCAAUGCCUAUCAACACAGCAAAGUAAACCAGUGGACUACAAGUGUGGUGGAACAAACUUUGAGUCAACUUACAAAGCUGGGGAAGCCAUUCAAGUACAUUGUGACCUGUGUGAUUAUGCAAAAAAAUGGUGCUGGACUGCAUACAGCAAGUUCUUGCUUCUGGGACAACUCCAGUGAUGGAAACUGCACUGUGAGAUGGGAGAAUAAGACUAUGUACUGUAUCGUCAGUGCCUUUGGACUUGCAAUAUGAUUGCCUUGGGAUCAUUCAGCUUCUUAACCAAGUCUCUUGAAUAUCAAUACUUCCAUUCCAUGUCCACUCCAAACUGUGAAAACACUGAAAAACUUGUUUUUAAUAUACUUUUUAUGUAGCUUUUCAAGCGUAGAAAUGUGAAGAACAAUUUGUAUGUUGUUACAUGGAUUUUGUACUUAAUAUCACACCAGUGUUGACGCACGGUCUUAAACACUUCAAGGACCUCUUCAAGGUGCUAAAAAAAUGAAACCUGCUGCACUGUAAACAUUUUCUUUAGAUUUGCUUUCUGAACUUAAAUUAAGACACUAACUUUCAUACUUUGUACUCUUGGUUAACAUUAAAUUAUUGAAGUUCAUAA
This is a messenger RNA of Alligator mississippiensis (American alligator), 741 nucleotides long. RefSeq names its product dynein light chain Tctex-type 1 (gene DYNLT1). Gene Ontology annotation, biological process: microtubule-based movement. Gene Ontology annotation, molecular function: dynein intermediate chain binding. Lineage: Eukaryota; Metazoa; Chordata; Crocodylia; Alligatoridae. The transcript is spliced from 5 exons. The coding region runs from base 42 to 383 and encodes 113 amino acids. Gene Ontology annotation, cellular component: cytoplasm; cytoplasmic dynein complex. The record is from RefSeq and is a predicted model, not a curated record.